AUGUCAACUGAAGAAGACCGCCAGGCAAAGGCGCGUGAGGCUGAAAGCAGAGAAUCUGCGCGACUCUGGCGCGCAUGGCGGACAGUCCAUGAGAUGCUUCAGGACAGAGGCUAUACGUUAACUGAGGAGGAAGUUACCAUCAGUCUUGAUAAUUUCAAGAGCCAGUUCACCGGCGCAGAUGGCAGCAUCAACCGCUCAAUGAUGAAGUUCUCCGCCAAUCCCAGCGAUGCUAUGAUGAAGCGAUACUCAAACCUUCCUACCGAUCGCGAGCCCACCCCAGCUCCUCCAGAUAUCGGCACCAUCUGGGUUGAGUUCCUCCCCGACAGCAACGUGGGUAUCAAGCAGAUGCGGAACUUCGCACAGCAUCUCUCCUCCAAUAACUUCCACACGGGCAUCCUCAUUACAACCGUCAAUAUCACUUCUGCCGCGCUCAAGAUUAUCCCAGCUGUGGCAGCUGAUACACGGAUUGAGACUUUCCUGGAGCAGGAUCUGCUGGUCAACAUCACCCACCAUGAUUUGGUGCCCAAACAUGUGUUGCUGAGCAAGGAGGAGAAGACCGCGCUGUUGCAGAGGUAUCGAUUGAAGGAUACACAGCUUCCGCGUGUUCAGACGAGCGAUCCGGUUGCUAGAUACCUUGGGUUGAGGAGGGGCCAGGUAGUUAAGAUCAUCCGGAUGAGUGAGACGGCGGGGAGAUAUGCCAGUUACAGGCUUUGCGUCUAG
Messenger RNA from Venustampulla echinocandica, 720 nucleotides. RefSeq lists its product as uncharacterized. NCBI's taxonomy places the organism in Eukaryota, Fungi, Ascomycota, Leotiomycetes, Helotiales, Pleuroascaceae. Gene Ontology annotation, cellular component: RNA polymerase III complex; RNA polymerase I complex; RNA polymerase II, core complex. Gene Ontology annotation, biological process: DNA-templated transcription. The record is from RefSeq and is a predicted model, not a curated record. Gene Ontology annotation, molecular function: DNA binding; DNA-directed RNA polymerase activity. The transcript has 2 exons. The coding region runs from base 1 to 720 and encodes 239 amino acids.